AUGGCGGGCUGCUACAAAAACCAGCUCUAUCUCACGGCCAUCGCCGUUACCGUGAUCCUCUGGGUGGCCAGCCAAACCGUAGAAGCACAUUUCAACAGACUCUGUGCUCAAACCGCAUACCCAACAUUGUGUCAACCGCUGGUUAAAGGGUCAAACCUGAAACGUGCCGUGCACAGCACGAUUUGUGCCCUCGAGAAUAAGACGAAACAGGCGAUUGCAGACGCUGCUAGGUUCAAAAACGGAAACCAACAAGUCGCGAUUUGCCAUGCGACACUUACGGACGCGGCCUUUAAUCUUGCGAAAGCGAAGACGAGCAUCAAGAAACGAAAUGUUCUGUCGCUGAAAAUGUUUUUAACCGCGGCUGUUUCGGAUUACGGCGUUUGUGUUAACGGGUUCAUAGAUUCGCGUCAAGUUAACGCCGUUCAGAACGCUGCUGAUGCGUUGAGGAAGAUGGGAACUAACUGUUUGUUUCUUGCUACAUUGAUAGAUGAUCGUCGAACCAAACCAAAAAAGAACAAAAAAAAAAUUAACUAAUCCCUCAAAAACUGA
Molecule: messenger RNA, 549 nt
Organism: Eutrema salsugineum
Lineage: Eukaryota; Viridiplantae; Streptophyta; Magnoliopsida; Brassicales; Brassicaceae
Exons: 1
Coding region: 1-534 (177 amino acids)
Molecular function (GO): enzyme inhibitor activity
Source: RefSeq, a predicted model, not a curated record